AUGCUAGAUAGUGAUAGCAUACAUAAUAAUGAUCCCGGUUUUAAAGGAAUGUAUAACAUUGUUCACAUUGACGAAAAAUGGUUUUAUAUGAAAGAAAAGUCAAGAAAUUUUUAUUUGGUACAGGAUGAAGAAGAUCCCAUUCGUACUUGUAAAAGUAAAACUUUUAUACCAAAAGUUAUGUUUCUAGUUGCCAUAGCUAGGCCAAGAUUUAAUUUGCAACAAAACGUAACAUUCAGCGGAUUAAUUGGUGUAUAUCCUUUUGUCAUACAAGAUCCCGCUAGAAGAUCUAGUGUAAAUAGACCUGCAGGUACACUUGAGACCAAAGCAAUGACGUCAAUUACUAAAGAUGUUAUGAGAACAUUUUUGAUUCAAAAAGUGUUACCCGCUAUUAAAGAAAAAUGGCCAAGAGAAGAAAUCGGUCAUCCGAUAUUCAUUCAGCAAGAUAACACAAGAACACACAUUCAUUGUGAAGAUGAAGAAUUUCGUCUAGCAGCCACACAAGAUGGAUUUGACAUUCGAUUAAUGUGUCAACCUCCAAAUUCACCUGAUUUAAAUGUUUUAGAUCUUGGUUUUUUCAGUUCAAUACAAGCCUUACAACAUAGAGAGUCUCCUAAUUCUAUUGAUGAACUUGUGAGUGCAGUUGAUAAGUCUUUUCAAGAAUUUGAAGUUACCAAAUCAAAUCAUAUAUUUUUAACACUUCAAUCAUGUAUGAUUGAAAUUAUGAAAGCAAGAGGUUCCCACAACUAUAAAAUUCCACAUAUGAAGAAAAAAAUGUUGGAAGCUAGAAAUCAAUUGUCAACACGGUUAAAAUGUGAUAACAAAUUGGUGCGAGAUGUUAUGUGA
Messenger RNA from Lathyrus oleraceus (garden pea), 843 nucleotides. RefSeq lists its product as uncharacterized. Lineage: Eukaryota; Viridiplantae; Streptophyta; Magnoliopsida; Fabales; Fabaceae. Bases 1 to 843 code for a protein of 280 amino acids. The transcript has a single exon. The record is from RefSeq and is a predicted model, not a curated record. Gene Ontology annotation, molecular function: nucleic acid binding.